AUAAUCUAAUAAAAAAAAGAAAUUAUUAAAAUCUAGAGCGUCAACUUUUUCCUGAUACUUAUCCUUCCAUCCAAAAAAAAAAAAAAAGAGAAGAUAUAUAUGUCAUUAUUUUAUUCAAUUUUAAAAAAUGUAUUCUUAUUUUUUAAAUGGAAUAAAAAUAAUAAUCAUGUUAAAUAUAAGGAUAAUAUGUACGCAUUUGUUUUGUAGGUGAAAAUAGUUGCAUUGGAUGUGUAUUAACUGAUAAGGUUCAUUUGUCCUGGAAAGUUGGGUACGUGGCACGUGUGGUCGAUCUGUUUCACGGCGUGGCGGUUGCUUUCAACUAAGUUUUAUCUAAGCAACAGCAACUACAACAUCCUAUGGAGAAGGGGAGUCAAAGUGAUGAAAUUGUGUCGGUGGAGCUUCCUGCACCUCCUUCUUGGAAAAAAUUGUUCACACCAAAGCAAGGGAGUACACCAAAGAAGAAUGAGGUGGUAUUUAUCACUCCAACGGGAGAGGAGGUCAAGAACCGCAAACAGUUGGAGCAGUAUCUCAAAUCACACCCCGGAAACCCCGCAAUUUCAGAAUUUGAUUGGAGUACUGGUGAGACCCCAAGGAGAUCAGCAAGGAUCAGCGAGAAGGCCAAGGCAAUGAGACCAGCUUCAUUACUUGAAUCACCAAAGAAAAAACGCCGGACAUCAUCUGGUACAAAGAAAGAUAGCAAGGAAAAGGAUGCUGCUAAAGUUGAAAAAGAAGGUUCACAAACUGAAGGGUUGGAAUCUGCCAAAGAAGAAAGUGAAAAUUUGGACAAGAAAGAUGGAGAAGCAGGAGCUGAAAUGGAGGACAAGGGGAAGAAAGAGGUGGAAGCAGCCAAAGAAGAUGAGCGCGUAGAGGGCGCGAAACUACCUCCUGCUGAAGUACCCCCUGCAGAGAAGCCAGAGUCUGAAUCUGAAGAAUUUCACAGUGCUGAUGAUGGCAAUCAGGACAAGUCAGAAAAUGCAGAAGCUGAAAUGGAGGACAAGAGGAAGAAAGAUGUGGAAGCUGCUGCAGAAGAUGAGCGCAUGGAAGGGGCUGAACUGCCCUCUGGGGAGAAGCCAGAGCCUGAGGAAGUUCAGAGUGCUGAAGAUGGCAAACAGAACAAGUCGGAAAAUGCAGAUAUCGAGGAAAAUCAAGUACCUGGAGAAAAGUUGGAGACUCAAAAUGGUCAAGAUAAUCCUGCAGCUGAUGUAAAUGAGAACAAGCCAGCGGAAGUUGUGGCUGAAGGGACCAAUGUCACGGGGGGAGGAAGUGUCAACCAAGCGGAACACGUUGCUGAUGGGGAAUCUAAGGAUGCACAUGGCAGUAAUGCGGAACAUAGGCUGCAAGAGGAGAAAGGAAUGGAAGGUACUGAUUUAGCUAUGGGAAAUAACAAUAUUAACCAACCAGGGCUGGUUCAUUCCCAGCAGCAUCAAUCACCUAUUAGCUGCUGAUGCAUCACCCGCAUCACCAUUAGGACAUUUCCAGUUACAUGUUUACUGACUUUUAGAUUCAAUUUGAUUGUUGUAAUAGUAAACUCCGAUUCUCCAGUAGUUUAGUGUCUAGUUUCUCAGGACUGCUAUACUGGCAUCUUUUAUGUGUAUGUAUUUGUGUCUGUCGUGAUGAACCGAUCUGUUAUUAGACCUUGAUGUAGAUUGUUUUAGCAGAUCACCUGUGGCUUAUGAAUUUCUAUUUUGCAUGCUUUCGAAA
Molecule: messenger RNA, 1701 nt
Organism: Capsicum annuum
Lineage: Eukaryota; Viridiplantae; Streptophyta; Magnoliopsida; Solanales; Solanaceae
Product: methyl-CpG-binding domain-containing protein 11
Exons: 3
Coding region: 357-1445 (362 amino acids)
Molecular function (GO): DNA binding
Source: RefSeq, a predicted model, not a curated record